CACUUCCUCCAGCGUUGUCAUCGUAGGUUUUGUUCUUCCGGCGGCGGCGGGAGAUCUUAUCGCGCACAGCGCCGAUCGGCGGCGGCGAUCGCGGCAUCGAUGGAGCCUGGCGAAUGUAGGCGGCGGUGAUAUUUCGAGAUGGAGAGGAGGGCUGUCGCUGUGUUCUUGCUCGUGUUCCUGUGCCGCGGGGUUUUUGCGAGCGUGCCUUCGGGCAUUUCCCCCAAUAUCGUCUACUCCAACACGCGCAAGACCACUCCAGGCAGCGCUUUCAAGCUAAACCUCGAUGUGGUUCUUGGCUUUCUCUUCAAGACCGUUCCUCGCAAUGACUCCGCGAGCUAUGGCUUUGGCAAGUAUCCCGACACAGUCUUUGGCUACUGCGAGUGCUACAACAUGUCCCAGGGAGAUUGCGGCCAGUGUUUCAACAUUGCCAGGGAUGGGAUCGAUGAAGCAGCUCCUCUCACCGUUGGUGCGCAGUAUUGGGUGAACAGCAGUAGCUAUAGAUGCUACCUCCGCUUCGAGAACUACAAUUUCAUCCCAGGUUAUGAGCUGCCAGGAGACUUGUCGCCCGCGGUAACUCCAGUAGCCAUCCCUCCAGAAAUCCCGGAAGCUCGCAAAGGUAGCUCCUCGAGAACAGGAGUGAUUGUGGGGGUAACUGCCGGUGCUGUAGCAGCCUUGGCUGCUGCUGUCGGGGUUUUAGUAUUUUGCUUCCGGACGAAAAGUCGUCGAAAUCGGCAUUUGGAUGAUCAGAGCUCGUCACUGCGGCAACAUGGAGAAUUUGGAGAUAGUUUUGAAGGACGAUCUCUCACUUUCGAUUAUGAGGAGCUAAAGCUUGCAACGAAGGAGUUCGGCGAGCAAAACAAGCUUGGUCAAGGAGGAUUUGGCCCAGUAUACAAGGGUGUUCUGACUGACGGAUCUGAAGUAGCAGUGAAGAAAUUGUCUCUACAUUCUAGCCAAGGAAAUCAGGAGUUUGUAAAUGAAGUUAACAUCAUCACCGGCAUCCAGCAUCGAAACCUUACCAGGCUGCGAGGCUACUCCGUCAAAGGCGAUGAAAGAUUGCUAGUCUACGAGUAUCUUCCCAACGGGAGCCUUGAUCGUGCUUUUGACAAUUCCAAUGGCAAGAUUGUCCUUGACUGGCCAACUCGAUACAAUAUUGCUAUUGGAGUUGCACGGGGACUCGCUUAUCUCCACGAGGAGUCUCAGAUACAGAUAAUUCACCGGGAUAUAAAGGCUAGCAACAUACUUCUCGACAAAGACCUGACGCCUAAGAUCUCAGACUUUGGAAUCUCGAAGCUCUUUGAUCAAGACAGGACCUCAGUGGAUACAAAAAUUGCGGGUACCUAUGGAUAUAUGGCACCAGAGUAUGCCAUGGGCGGGCGAUUAACAGUAAAAGCUGAUGUUUUCAGCUUUGGGGUGCUCCUUCUAGAGAUCAUCUGCGGGAUGAAAUGCCGGGAUCCCAGAUUAUCACCGAACUACGAUGGGAUCCUAGAAUGGUUAUGGUCGUUUCACCCAGGCGGAAAUGUGGAAGAGAUCGUGGAUAAGGAACUCUUACGAUCGAAAAAUUACUCGCAAACCGAGGCCCUGCGAUCGAUUCACAUUGCUCUGCUGUGCACGCACGAAGACGAGGCGAGUCGGCCGAGCAUGAGCGAAGUCGUGGCCAUGUUUCUUGGCUACCUCAAGCUCGCCCCUCUCCCGACAAAAUCACCCUGGUACUUUGGCCUCAGGAACCUCAAGUUGCUCGAUCACAGCAGCAACACUGGAGGAUCGAGCAACACAGCAGAGACAUUCCGGACCGAGACUUCCAGCCAGUAAAACAAAGAUCUCCGGAGCUUGCAAGCGAGAGUCUUUCAUCGUCGAGCAACUAGAUCUUUUUCUCCUCGACAAGAAUCGAGCAUCGCAACUGCCAGAUCUCUUCUCUCAUAUAUCCCAGAAAGGCAUGAGUGGAGCUAGGCCGCGCCUCUCCUCUCGCGCCUGGAGGCGGAGCUCGUACUUGGUUAGCUGCUCGCGGGGAUUGUUCUUGAGCCAGAUCUCGCCAAGAUCAAUCUUGUACUCCUUUUCCGGCGUCUCGAUCCUCCCCGCCGCAGCGCUCACGCCAGAGAUGGCAUCGUCGCGGAUCCUGUCCGGGAGCUUGUAGACGCGGUUGUCGCCAUGGGCUGGAAGCUCGACGGUGCUCACCAGGUGCUCUUGCUUCAUCCACCGCAGGAAUUGCUUCAGUUGGCGCUUGGUGCGAAUCCCCUCGGCCUGGGCGUGAUCCCACAGCUGAUGCGACGUAAGCGCGCCGCAUUCCUGGAUCGCACGGACGAUCGCCAGCGCGUACGUCUUGGCAUCGCCCUGUGAGCACCCGGGAUGAUAGAUCCUGCCCAGCUUCCCCAUUUUGCUCAAGAACCCUAAACGGAUAUUCGGAGUA
Selaginella moellendorffii is the source of this 2404-nucleotide messenger RNA. RefSeq names its product putative receptor-like protein kinase At4g00960. Gene Ontology annotation, molecular function: protein kinase activity; ATP binding. The record is from RefSeq and is a predicted model, not a curated record. Bases 139 to 1809 code for a protein of 556 amino acids. Gene Ontology annotation, biological process: protein phosphorylation. Lineage: Eukaryota; Viridiplantae; Streptophyta; Lycopodiopsida; Selaginellales; Selaginellaceae. The transcript has 10 exons.